Molecule: messenger RNA, 2687 nt
Organism: Pundamilia nyererei
Lineage: Eukaryota; Metazoa; Chordata; Actinopteri; Cichliformes; Cichlidae
Product: calpain-3-like
Exons: 18
Coding region: 44-1858 (604 amino acids)
Biological process (GO): proteolysis
Cellular component (GO): cytoplasm
Molecular function (GO): calcium-dependent cysteine-type endopeptidase activity; calcium ion binding
Source: RefSeq, a predicted model, not a curated record
AGUCACUGCUGUCUAGCUUUUUGAGCUUUCAAACCCUGCAGCUAUGCCUCCUCCAGGUGUGUGCAUGAACAUCAUCAGUGCACGCCACAUGAAAAAUGGCUACGGGACUGUCACCAACCCCGAGAGGUUCCUAAACCAAGACUUCCACCAGCUGAAACAGUACUGUCUCAUCCAACAUCUAAGGUACAUCGAUGAGAUGUUUCCCCCUGACAGAAAUUCAAUCGGCAAUGGGAUACUGACGCCUUCUGACCUUGACCGAGUGGUGUGGCUGAGACCAGGGAAAAUUGUUCCAAAUCCAUCGUUUGUUGCUGACGGGGUGUCCAGGUUCGACUUUGGUCAAGGUUGGGUUAAAAACUGCUGGUUUAUUGCCUCUAUUGGAGCUCUGACAUUUCAGAAUCACAUCUUUGGACAAGUUGUUCCACUUGAGCAAAACUUUCACGAGGAUUACUGUGGACUGUUCCACUUCAGGUUCUGGAGAUUUGGAAAAUGGGUGGAUGUCAUCAUUGAUGACAAACUACCAACAAUUGAUGGCAGACUCAUUUUUGUCCACUCCAGAGAUCCAACUGAAUUUUGGCCAGCUUUGCUGGAAAAAGCCUAUGCAAAGGUGUGUGGUUCCUACACAGAUAUGAAUGCUGGAACUCCUGCUGAGGCAUUGGUAGACUUCACUGGUGGGGUCCACAUUUAUAUUGAUCUGUCAAAGCCCCCUCCAGACCUGUGGGAAAUGAUGUGUCGAGCUGGUCAAUCCAAGUCACUGAUGGGUUGUGGGACACCACAGGGUGAGACAACUGAAAACAUUGUACUACCAAAUGGGCUGGUCCAAAGCCAUGCUUACGCUGUCACAGGUGUUAAACAGAUGAUUAGCCGAGGGCAGAUGGUGAACCUGGUGCGUUUGUGGAAUCCCUGGGGCCACGGAGAGUGGAAUGGAGACUGGAGUGAUCGGUCACCUCUGUGGCAAACUGUGAGUCCUCAAGAUCGAGAUAUGUGCCUAGCAGUCUAUGAUGACGGCGAGUUUUGGAUGAGUCUGAAAGACUUCUGUAAGACCUAUUCAAAGCUCGACAUCUGCUGCAUGUGUCCUGACUUCCUGGAUGGAAACUCUACCUGUCACUGGAAAACCUCCAUUUAUGAAGGUCGAUGGGUUGCAGGAACCACUGCUGGAGGCUGCAUGAAGAACCCUGAGAGCUUCUGGACAAAUCCACAGUAUCGGGUCAAGAUUGAUGAAUUAUCCAGUGAAUGUGCUGGGAAACAGGGUGAAGUCAACAUGCUGGUGUCUCUCAUGCAAAAGCCAGAUAAAAGGAAUAGACGCCUGGUCCAGAACCUCUACAUUGGAUUUUCUGUAUUUGAGGUAAAGAUUAGCCUUUAUUGUUUCCAUCACACUGCUUUGAUUACUUUCCAGUAUGAAGAAGUGGAUGCAGAGCAGCUCAAGAGGCUCCUAAAUGGAAAAAUACUAAAAGGAGACUUGAAAUCUGGAGGAUUCACAAUCGAUGCCUGUCGCAGCAUGGUAGCUCUGAUGGAUACAUCUGUGACUGGAAAGCUGAAUGGUGAGGAAUUUGUUCGUCUGUGGAAGAAGGCUGUCACAUACCAGGAAAUUUUCUCCCGCUGUGAUGUUUCGAAAACAGGGACGCUGUCACUAAGCGAGCUGAGAAAUGCUAUGAUAGCCUCAGGAAAGAAGAUCAGCGAUGAGAUGCUGAAUUUGAUGGCUCUCCGUUACGGCACCUCGUCUGGGCACAUUACUCUGGAGAGCUUCAUCAGUCUAGUACUCCGCUUUGAAUGCAUGUAUCAAAUCUUCAACCAGUUGUCUGAUGGCAAGGCUAUGACUCUUCAGGAAACAGAGUGGAUGUACAUUGCAAUGUACACUUAACCUGACAGAGGAGAUGACCUGCAGGAAUGAGAACAAAGAAGAAAUAAACAAAAAAAGAGUUUUUCAGCAUGAAAAAAAAAAUCAUGAUAUGCAACCACUGGGUGAAGGUUUACAGUAUAUGAACAGGGCAGCAGAGUUAGACUACAAAUCUGUGAGGAGUAGAAACUUUACAGUACAACAGAUAGAACCGUGAGUGUGCAGCAUCUGUGAUUAUUUUACACUGAAAUCAUUUUUUACAAAAACUAAUUCUACCUGCUGUAAGUUUUCAAGUUCAAAGGUGGUGGUGCUUUAGAAGCACAAAGUUUGUGUCAAAUCUUUAUAGCCCAUGUACUCCACCUUUGCUAAAUGUUUCUGUUACUGAAGUUCUUUUUAAGUGGGUUGCUGCAUUUUCUUUUCCACUGCUAUGAUACCGUAAGAGGUUUUUUUUUUUUGAUUGUCUCCCAACCUAGAGUCACAUUGAAAUAUGCAAAAAGCUUUUGGAUGAUGUGAGAUUAAAUUUGAUGUCUUGGGAAAAAAUGCAUUCACUCUUGUGAUUGGAUAACCUUUCAUCUAGUGCCAUCAAUUGGUUGAAACUUUACUUUGUUAUUUAGCUGAGACCAUGUGUGCCUGUACGUGCAGCCUUAUGGUGCCAGGAUAUCUGAUAUGUCUGUAAAAAGUGUUUCUGAUAGAGCAUUUUAAGUGGGUUACUGAAUUUUUAGCUUGGAAUGGAUUUUUUUUUUUUUUAUAUUAUUAUCAGCUUCUACACAAAGAAAUGAUUCAAGCAGCUACGACAAGCAUCAGAAUUUCACGUACAAACCCCCUUUUUAGAUGAAAAAAAUAAAUGAAUGAA